AUGGCUACCGAACAAGAGGUUUGCCAAUUUGAAGAUCAUAUGACUUCAGCAAAGGGUAGUGUUCAUGGACAUUCUCACGAUCAUGGCGUAGGAGAACAUGGACACACUCAUGAACAAUUAGAUAAUCCUGGUAAAUAUAAUGAAAGAGAAUUACCAAAAUACGGAAAUCGUAACUGGAAAGAACGGGCUUUUACUGUUGGAAUUGGAGGUCCUGUUGGAUCAGGAAAGACGGCAUUAAUGUUAGCAUUAUGCAAGGCACUGAGAGAAAAAUAUUCCGUUGCAGCGGUGACAAAUGAUAUUUUUACUAAAGAGGAUACAGAAUUCCUAGUUCGAAAUAAUGCAUUACCAGCUGAACGUAUUCGUGCAAUAGAAACUGGCGGGUGUCCACACGCCGCUAUUAGAGAAGAUAUCUCUGCUAAUUUAGGUGCUCUGGAAGAAUUACAUGUUAAAUUCAACGCUCAAUUAUUGCUUGUUGAAAGUGGGGGUGAUAAUUUAGCUGCCAAUUAUUCUCGAGAGUUGGCGGAUUAUAUCAUCUAUGUCAUUGACGUGGCAGGAGGAGACAAAAUUCCAAGGAAAGGAGGACCAGGCAUUACACAGUCAGAUCUUUUAAUCAUAAACAAAACUGAUUUAGCAGAAAUCGUUGGAGCUGAUUUAGGCGUGAUGGAAAGAGAUGCUCGUAAAAUGAGAGAGAAUGGGCCAACGUUAUUUACUCAAGUGAAAAACGGUGUUGGAAUUCCGCAGAUCGUUGAAUUGAUACUGAGUGCUUGGAAGGCGAGUGUUAUCAACUCUAACAGGAAUCAAAAGUUGUUGCAAAUGAAGACGGCUAAUCCUGUUCCUAAUGUUCAUAAAUUUCCUAUCUAUCCUCUUAAAAGAUUUAAUACAACCUGUGUUGAAUUUAAACAGCCUGUCGAAAUUACGAGUUUUAGUUAUGACGAAAAUCGUCAAUUACAUAUGGACGAUAGAGAGCUGAGAUAUUAUUAUCCUCCUAAUUUGGAGAAGGAUUUUAAUUUAUCAGCUGGCUAUGAAAACUUUAUACAAAGGGAAAAUCAAGGAGCUGAACCAAUUCAUUCUUUAUUGGAUGCGUUGAUUCAUUUGAAAAGGACUAGUGCUAAUGAGGAUGUAAUAAAGGCUGAUAUCAUCUCUUGGAGAGGAAUUUUCACAAAGUUACUAUGUGCUCCAUAUAACAAGAAUGAACCCUGGGAAUUAGGAGCAACAUUAUAUAAUAAUACAAUCUUCAUUGAAGAACAUGAAACGGAAUAUAAGCGACGAAACAAUGCCGGAAAUACUCAAAAAGCUAAAUUAAUGGGGUAUUGGGGAUAUAAAUUUGAAGCAUUAAGUACAAUCAAUGUACCUGCGUCUGAAAUUAAAUCUCCAGAUGAUCCUGAAUUAUUAGCUCGUAAAAAUGCUGUGGUAAAUACGAAUAUACAAUAUUGUUCUGUUGCAAAUACAAAAUUGGGGACAAAAAAAUUAAUAAUGGGCGCAGAAGUUGAUUGUAUUAUAAGUAAUAAACCACCAUAUCCUGAAAAUCCAGUUGAUAGAUAUAUUGAAUUGAAAACUUCUAAGAUCAUUGAAAAAGAAAGGGAUAAUUUUGUAUUCGAAAGAGAUGAUGAUGGAAAUUUACGUGUAGUACAAGAACUUAAAACUUUAGAAAUACCAAGAAUGGUUAGAGGAAAAGAUAAAAUGUGGGAUGCAACUAUUUGCUUAAAUUUCUUAAAUAAAAUUUGUGAAUGGUUAAGAGAAGUAAUUAAGAUUGAAGAUGCAAAUUCUUCAUAUGUUAUAUCAUUUAAGGAACCAUUUCAAGAAAUUGAAGUUUCUUUCUGUUAUAAUAAAAAUUCUGUAUUAGCAGAUAGACAUUUAAAUCCACUUAAAAU
Messenger RNA from Funneliformis geosporum, 1871 nucleotides. Lineage: Eukaryota; Fungi; Glomeromycota; Glomeromycetes; Glomerales; Glomeraceae. The record is from the annotation of a GenBank genome assembly.